This is a messenger RNA of Amoebophrya sp. A120, 4169 nucleotides long. The record is from the annotation of a GenBank genome assembly. NCBI's taxonomy places the organism in Eukaryota, Dinophyceae, Syndiniales, Amoebophryaceae.
AGGUAGACUAACACCGUGAACGAUACAUAAUGUCUAUCUUCGCGUUUUUUUUGUAUCUUGAUCUUCAGAUUGUAGUUUUCUUGACGUACGAUUUUCUGUAAAGAAACGUCAGCAGAUCCAGACAGUGAGUCGGUCUAUUUUUCAAGAAGCAUUGCGACGGAGAAGAUUGUGCCGUGCCAGUACAAGAACUGGAGGCAAUACAGCUAGAGUUGCCGCCCGACGUGCCGGUCGAUCCUAAAGCACCAGAGCCAAAAAUGGUUGUCGCCGCCGCGCCGAGUCACCCAGCCGCCGCGGCAGCGACCCCAGCUGCGGUGGCUGGGGUCGCUGCGGUGGAGGAACUUGCAAACGAACCUUCCGGGGGAAACAAACCUUCGCGCAUUGCUUCGCUGCAGAGUUUCUGGAAGCAAAAGGAGCAAAACAAGCAGGAGAUGAAUUUCCACCAGCAUAAAAAUACUGCGCGGGGGAGAAGUAGGACUUUUACCGGAGAUGAUCACAACAACUGCUACGCGGGUUCCCGGUCGCCGGAGAAAAAAAUGCCGACAACUGCAAUAAAAGCGACCGCAUCCAUCUCCUUGAAAAACAACAGAAAUCAGGCGCAACGUGAGAAGCACAAGCGCGUCGACGACGAUGAGUGUUCUUCUACCAGCACGGAGGAAUUUGAUUCGGACACCAUGGACCACCAGGAAAGCGGUGGCACAACAUCCCUGAAGCCGGGCAGUUCUUUUUCUUCGCACCCCACGACCGUGGCUUCCACGAGCGCCUCCUCAACCACGACCAGCGCAAACAAUUCGAUCGCGGUAUGGUAUUGCAAAGUGUCCCCACGACGACCCCAGAACUUCGCAGAGUUGAUUUGUAGUGCAAAACCCCGCAAUGGAAACACUCCUCACCUUGCAUGUGAGAGCAUCACAGAAUUUUCCAUGCUGACUAGCUAAAUAAAUUUGCGUUGCAAGAAAAGAGCCCAGUAACAGCCGGAUCUUUUACAUACUCAAAACAGACUUGCGCGCCAAGAUUUUGCAUCAGAGAGUCUCAUACCCCUUUCAUGCAAGAAGACAAAAAGUUCACAUUUGGAAACUAUGCAGCAGAAACUUUUGCAAUUGCAUCUCCCGGCGUGGUGGGGGCGCCUUUCAUUGUAAUAAACAGGCGGCAGGAGCACCAGCAGCUACUCAAGGGAGCUCCAGGCGGAGAACUUCUACUAUAGCAAAUCUUCGGGUGUAGUCCCUCCGACAGGACCACCACGACCUGGUGAAUCUUGUAGUUCUAGUACAACAUCCUCGUCUACCACCUCCGCUGCGUCCGGUUGUUCCGGCUUCCGGAACCACGCGACCGCGACGUCGUUUCGUGCCGCGCGGCCCGGUGGAGGUGGAGUAGUCGUUGCGGGCUCCACCUUGAGUUCUUCGGCCUCGUCCUCCAGGACCAGUAGCCGGGCGACCUCGCGCAAGCCGUCAGGAUAUGGAUUGCAAAAAUGUCUGGGUCUGGAAACUUGUAAUGCUAAAAGUGAAUGAUAGACUGACGCACUGCAAUACGCAGUUAUGCAUGACAAAUUUUUUGGCUGCCAUCUGUUGCGUAUUCCGCAUAGCAAACUGCGUUUCUGCAUGACAGGCAAGAGGGCCUGUUCGUGCCUGUGCAACACAGAUUCCCGAGUCUUGCCAGACAAGCAUGACAGACUUGCAUUCUUCCAGACCCAGACAUAUUUGCAGUUGAUACAGGGACAACAACAAGUAAUCGCGGUCCGCUGCACGACGCGGAUCCGGCCGCGUUUCGGAAAACGAUGCUGCUCCGUAAGGACGUCGCCGUCGACUGGACGGAGCUCACCAGCGACUUGGAAGAGUCCGUGCGUGCCUCGGAGUUAUCAACUGCAAAAGUGUCUGGGUCUGGAAGAGUGUUAAACUUGUCAUGCAGGUUUUCCAUGACCCAUGAGGUCUGGAAUGCGGGACCUAGCAUGACAGAUUCUGUGAGAGUUCUAUCGUGCCUAUCCUGCAUGAGAAACUGCCGCUCGAUUAGGUCAAAAGUGGGCAGCUUUUGGUAAUCACGCAACACAGAUUUUUACAUGAUCCAGAUUUAGCAUGACAAGCUGCUUUGUUCCAGACCCAGACAUUUUUGCAUUUGAUACGAGUACACCCUAGACGACUUUGACAUCGGGAAGCUGCUUGGCCGUGGAAAGUUUGGCAACGUCUACGUCGCGCGGGACCGCCUCACCGGCUUCGUGGUCGCUUUGAAGGUAUAAAGUAGUUACGGUUAACUUGUCGAUGUCGUUGCCCAAGCCCACCGCAUGUUCUAUCUAGUAGUACCUCACAUGUAGUUGUAGUUGUACUAGAAAUACAGCAGAUGAAGUAUUUGUGUAUGAGUCGGAUAUUAGAUCAAACACGUGGUAACCAGAUCCUCCACAAGGCGCAAUUGGUGAAGCACGGGGUGUGUAGCAACCUGCGGCGGGAAAUCCUGAUCCAGGCGCACCUGCGGCACGAGAAUUUGCUCCGUCUCUACACCUACUUUUUCGACGAAGAAAAGAUCUAUCUGGUGCUCGAGUGCGCCAGCGACGGCGAGCUGUACGGCGUGCUGGGAAAGAACGGCAACCCCGAGCGGCUUCCGGAGCCCCUGGCCGCGCACUACUUCCGCCAGAUGGUACUCGCGCUGCAGGCCUGCCACCAGAAACACAUCAUCGUAUGCAAAGGGAAACGAAACUUCUUUUGCGCAGUUUCGUGUGGGUGCAUGCUGCCAAGGACACGAAGUCGAUUGACAUCCUGGUUCGCGUGUUUAGGCAUGCGAUGAGAUGAAAUAAUAAGAAGCUACACUAGAAGUAGACCGCAUGGUCAAGGGUUUUGAAUAGGUACUUUACGUCAGCAAAAGACUGGCGUUUUGUUAAUGCGACUGACAUGAUGCUUGCGCAAAGGCAAACAUUCACAUUGACCGCGUAGUUGUACUUAUGAUCAAUAAUUUUCGUGUCUACUGCUGCCCUAGAAACUACAUCCGCGCAAUCGAUUUCUUUCACUUUGAUACACCCAUCGAGACAUCAAGCCGGAGAACAUUCUUGUGUCCAAGACGCCGGACGGCAGAGGUGUUUUUUUGUUUUCAUCGAGAAUACCAACAUGAUGCCAAGAACAUUCAUGCGCUGGUUGAUGUGGUCGUGGUGCGAUGCGAUCAACAUGAUACUUUACUUUGUCUUACGGUACAGAACAAAAAAAUGAUCCGCACCAUGAUGAAAGAAUGCAAUGACAAACGAACCACAGAAGUGCUGAAGCUGGCCGAUUUUGGGUGGAGUGUGCACCUGCGCGAUGAGAGCGAGCGGCGCCUGACGCUGUGCGGAACGCUGGACUACCUUUCCCCGGAGAUGUGCAGCAAGCAACGACAUGCGUAUGGGGUAGACGUCUGGGCGCUGGGCAUCUUGCUGUACGAGUUAUGCAUCGCAAAAGCAUAUAGCAUCGUGCUCGUACGAGUACAAAUUGCGAUACUUACUUGAAAAGAAAAAUGAAAUAUCCAUACAGAUUCAGAAACAAAAUCAAAAUCAAAUGAAUCUGUCAUGCAACAAAACUGCAAUUUAGUUUAGUAUACGAUACCCACGAGUGCGAUAGUAAAAACUUUUGCGCAGCAUACGAGUUUUUGAUGGGCAAUUGUCCCUUCGAGCGCCGGGGCGAUGCGGAGCGCGACGACACGCAAGCGACGUUCUACGCGAUUCAAAAAGAGGCGCCCCGGUUCGACCAGCGACGCGUCUCUACGGAAAGAAGCGAGAAAAUAGUCAGUCGUAGGAACUACUACAAUUGGUGCCCACUGGAAUUCACAACUUUACUGGAACCUAUGUACCAUCAUGUCGUUGUUCCUGAUUCUGGCAUGAUUCAUCAUCUUUGCAAAAAUCUCCAUGAUCGAGCUUGGGUUCUUCUUGCGAGUCGCAAAGCUGUUAAGAACUGAAAAAUAGAUUUGUUACGUCCCCGGUUUGGUGUAGACAUCAGAGGACGUAGAAAUUUGAUGGGCAGCACAACAAGGAGUCCACGACUAGAGCUUAAAAUUUUUUUCCCACGAUAAGGACGGACGACCUAGUGCCCAUCGAGCCGGAUGAGGAACCAACAGACGAAGCCAAGGAUCUGAUCCUGCAGUUUUUGGCGAAAGACCCGGAAAAACGGAUCUCCCUGGAGGACGCGCUGCGGCACCCGUGGCUGGUCCGCCAUUGCGGGAUGUAA